ACCUCUCCACAGUGCUGAACAGAGCAAACUGACAGCUCUCCGGUCAGCUGUUUCACAGGCUAACUCGGAAUAAUCAUUUUAAAAAAACGAUUACAGGGAAAUUAUUAACGGUAGACAAUUGGAUUCAACGUAGACUAUCGAAACGUUGCGAAAUUUGCUAGCUUGCUUCGUGUAUAAUCCAGUUUUUUUUCUCUGUCUCUCUCUUCCGCUAUUUAGCACGAAUCAGCAAACGGUAGCUAACAAAUCUCUUCGAAACCUGCGUCAAACAACUUGUUAGCGUAACUAGGGAUAUUUUAAAUUUGAUUAUUAUUAUUAUUUUUUUAGUUUUUGUUGUGAAGGAAGGACUUUACAAUGGGAUCCAGAGCAUCGACAUUACUGAGAGAAGAGGAGAUUGAAGAAAUCAAAAAGGAGACAGGCUUUUCCCACAGCCAGAUCACCCGGCUCUACAGUCGCUUCACCAGCUUGGACAAAGGAGAGAACGGCACGCUCAGUCGGGAAGAUUUCCAACGGAUCCCAGAGUUGGCCAUCAAUCCUCUGGGAGACAGAAUCAUCAAUGCCUUCUUUCCCGAGGGGGAGGACCAGGUGAACUUCAGGGGCUUCAUGAGAACCUUGGCUCACUUCCGUCCUAUAGAAGACAACGAGAAGAACAAGGACCCCACUGCCUCUGAACCUCUCAACAGCAGGACCAAUAAGCUGCUCUUUGCUUUCCAGCUGUACGACCUGGACAGAGAUGAUAAGAUCUCCCGUGACGAGCUUCUACAGGUUCUUAGAAUGAUGGUUGGUGUGAACAUCUCUGACGAGCAGCUGGGCAGCAUCGCUGAUAGGACCAUCCAGGAGGCCGACCAGAACGGAGACAACUCCAUUUCCUUUAAUGAGUUCAUCAAGGUUCUGGAGAAGGUAGAUGUUGAACAGAAGAUGAGCAUCCGCUUCCUGCACUGAGACACUGAUUGGUUGCACUUCCUGACAGGACUGUCUCUCUGAUUGGCUGGAUAUUUUACUACCACCACCAUGCCCGCUGGAACAUGACCUAAGCUGUGUCUCCUCCUCCUCCAUACAGUACUAGCCCCUCCCUCUCUCUGUCUCCUCCUCCUCCAUACAGUACUAGCCCCUCCCUCUCUCUGUCUCCUCCUCCAUACAGUACUAGCCCCUCCCUCUCUCUGUCUCCUCCUCCUCCAUACAGUACUAGCCCCUCCCUCUCUCUGUCUCCUCCUCCUCCAUACAGUACUAGCCCCUCCCUCUCUCUGUCUCCUCCUCCUCCAUACAGUACUAGCCCCUCCCUCUCUCUGUCUCCUCCUCCUCCAUACAGUACUAGCCCCUCCCUCUCUCUGUCUCCUCCUCCUCCAUACAGUACUAUGCUAUCUCUCGGUCUCCUCCUCCACCAUACAGUAAUAUGCUAUCUCUCGGUCUCCUCCUCCACCAUACAGUACUAUGCUAUCUCUCGGUCUCCUCCUCCACCAUACAGUACUAUGCUAUCUCUGUCUCCUCCUCCUCCAUACAGUACUAUGCUAUCUCUGUCUCCUCCUCCACCAUACAGUACUAUGCUAUCUCUCGGUCUCUUCCUCCACCAUACAGUACUAUGCUAUCUCUCGGUCUCCUCCUCCACCAUACAGUACUAUGCUAUCUCUGUCUCCUCCUCCACCAUACAGUACUAUGCUAUCUCUGUCUCCUCCACCAUACAGUACUAUGCUAUCUCUCUGACCCCUCCUCCACCAUACAGUACUAUGCUAUCUCUAUCCCCUCUGACCCCUCCAUACAGUACCUUCCCCUCUCUCUGACCCCUCCUCCAUACAGUACUAUGCUAUCUCUGUCUCCUCCUCCACCAUACAGUACUAUGCUAUCUCUGUCUCCUCCUCCACCAUACAGUACUAUGCUAUCUCUAUCCCCUCUGACCCCUCCAUACAGUACCUUCCCCUCUCUCUGACCCCUCCUCCAUACAGUACUAUGCUAUCUCUAUCCCCUCCCUCUGACCCUUCCUCCACCAUACAGUACUAUCCCCUCUCUCUGACCCCUCCUCCAUACAGUACUAUCCCCUCCCUCUCUCUGACCCCUCCUCCUCCAUACAGUACUAUCCCCUCCCUCUCUCUGACCCCUCCUCCUCCAUACAGUACUAUC
Messenger RNA from Oncorhynchus nerka (sockeye salmon), 2112 nucleotides. RefSeq names its product calcineurin B homologous protein 1-like. Gene Ontology annotation, biological process: positive regulation of sodium:proton antiporter activity. The transcript has 7 exons. The record is from RefSeq and is a predicted model, not a curated record. Lineage: Eukaryota; Metazoa; Chordata; Actinopteri; Salmoniformes; Salmonidae. Gene Ontology annotation, cellular component: plasma membrane. The coding region runs from base 352 to 939 and encodes 195 amino acids. Gene Ontology annotation, molecular function: calcium ion binding.